Messenger RNA from Sorex fumeus (smoky shrew), 747 nucleotides. RefSeq names its product zinc finger protein 239-like. Bases 1 to 747 code for a protein of 248 amino acids. Gene Ontology annotation, biological process: regulation of immune system process; regulation of cytokine production; negative regulation of transcription by RNA polymerase II. NCBI's taxonomy places the organism in Eukaryota, Metazoa, Chordata, Mammalia, Eulipotyphla, Soricidae. The transcript is spliced from 2 exons. The record is from RefSeq and is a predicted model, not a curated record.
AUGAAAAUUCAUACCGGCGGGAAGGAUUGUGUAUGUCAGGAGUGUGGCAAAGCCUUUAGCAGAACCUCACAUCUUAAUGAACAUGGGAGAAUUCACACUGGAGAGAAACCUUAUCAAUGUAAGUCGUGUGGAAAGGCCUUCAUUCGAUCGUCAGCCCUUAAAAUCCAUAUGAAUACUCACACUGGAGAGAAGCCCUAUGUGUGUCAGGACUGUGGGAAGGCCUUUAAGGAUUCCUCCUGGUUCACUGUACAUAGGAGAUCUCAUUUGGGGGAGAAGCCUUAUGUAUGUCAGGAGUGUGGGAAGGCCUUUAGCACGUCCUCAAGCCUUGCUGUACACAAAAGAAUUCACACUGGAGAGAAACCUUAUAAAUGCAAGGAGUGCGGGAAGGCCUUUGGCACAUCCUCGUAUCUUAAGAUCCACAGGAGAAUUCACACCGGAGAGAAACCUUAUGAAUGUAAGGUGUGUGGAAAGGCCUUCAUUCGGUCGUCAGCCCUUAAGAUCCAUACGAAUACUCAUACUAAAGAGAAGCCUUUUGUAUGUCAGGAGUGUGGGAAGGCCUUUCGCAGAUCUUCAGUACUUACAGUUCACAGGAGAAUUCACACUGGAGAAAAACCAUAUAGAUGUCAGGACUGUGGGACGGCCUUUAGCAGUACUUCCUACCUUCAUCAGCAUAGGCGAUUUCAUGCUACAGUAAAACUGAAUAUGAGAGAUGUGGAAGGCGUAUUAUCAUGCCUUAAGUCUUUGUAG